Mytilinidion resinicola is the source of this 534-nucleotide messenger RNA. RefSeq lists its product as uncharacterized. The record is from RefSeq and is a predicted model, not a curated record. NCBI's taxonomy places the organism in Eukaryota, Fungi, Ascomycota, Dothideomycetes, Mytilinidiales, Mytilinidiaceae. The transcript is spliced from 3 exons. The coding region runs from base 1 to 534 and encodes 177 amino acids.
AUGCGGGCUACAUUACGUUAUAAGGGCCCCACCUCCCAUCCACCGCAAUGGACUCCGUCACCAACAACACUAUGCCCACUAGCGAAGCUCCGGUUGAUUGGCUUGAUGACACCACUCACCGCCGAAACUCGAGCGCGCUGGCUUGAAGAACUAGCAAAACGCAAGGCCACACUUCUGAAGAAAAUGGAGCACCAAGAGCUUGCGGGUCCACUUCCCAGCUACAACACCUCAACGUCCGCAGAGCAACUAGAGCAGCAGCUAGCAGAGAUAGACAAACAGAAAGUGGAGCAUCUCGAGCAGCUAGAAGAAAAUCUGAAGGAGGACGCGGAGCUCGAGAAUCAGCUCAAAGCCAUCAUCGACAAGGAGGAAGCGGAGCGUCUCGAGCGGAUAGAGAAGCUUCUGAAAGAGGGUGCGGAACUUGACGAGCAACUCGAAGCGCUCGAUGGAAAGGAGCAGGAAAUUCUAGCUGCGAUGGCGGCCGACGCAGUCAGUCAACUCUCUCUCGAUACUUCCGAUGCCGAAGGCCAAGUCUGA